AUGGCGUCCCUUGCGCGGCUGAUUCUGUUGUGGAGCUGUGUGCCACCGGCGCUGGCCGCGUGUGAUCCGUCGCUCAGUGACUCGUGGUGGGAUGCGUGGAGAGCAAGCGGGGACGCCGGUGGCAUCCGUCAGGUGGCGCUGACCAAUCGCGAUCGCUGUGCCUACAUCGCUUUGAUUCGGAGAAUCCGCUCGGAAUCGCCCAGCUUCAGGGUGUUGGACAUUGGUGCAGUGGGGUAUCCGUGGAGCAUACAUGCAGGGCUGACUGAUGUCAUUUUCGAUUUUCAGGCCACGCAUUCGCCGAACUGCUUUUCACGAGAUGACAUGAUUGGAGCUCAGAAUUGUUGUUCUUCCAAAGGUGACGCUUGUUUUGAUCACUUGUUCACCCGUGAGCGAUGUUGCCGAGGGGAACAACCCAUUUUUCUAGGCUUGAUCGAUGGAGACGUAACCAACACCGAGGGUGCUGGUUGGGCAAGCUUGUUCCGCUUGGUGCAGAUGACUGGGAAGUUUGACUUGGUGAUUACUUCGCACCUGUUGGAAGAUUUGACGGAUCCAACUGCUUUGGUUCGGCAGCUUCCGAAAGUGGCGCAUGCCGGGCUGGUGGUGGUGCCUUGCAAGUUCAACGAGUUGGUCCGAGAGUUUCAUCACGCGCCCCUGUCGCGGGCGCACCGGGGGAGCAUACACCACCAUUGGAUCUACACGGUGCGCGACCAGGAACUGCUGGCGAUUCCGAAGUUGCCAUACCUUGAGCAUGAUGAAAGUUUUGCUGAUUUGGAGACCAUUGGAUUGAAUGCGACCAUGACCGACAUGGCGUUGCUUUGGCGGAACCACUUGCCUAUGGCUGUGCUCAAUGGAGGCUUUAUGGGUCCCUCGGACGACGCAGUGAUUGAGAUGAUCCGUCACGCCAUCAGGGGCCCUGACGACGUGGACGUGCUGCGUGGAGAGAUGGAAAUGGGUGAGAAAAACGACAGGUUCGGAGGGGAGAUGUUUACUUCAUCCCAGGGUUUAGGGUUUAGGGUUUAG
Molecule: messenger RNA, 1020 nt
Organism: Symbiodinium sp. CCMP2456
Lineage: Eukaryota; Dinophyceae; Suessiales; Symbiodiniaceae
Source: the annotation of a GenBank genome assembly